AAAAUAAAAAUAAGUAGGCGAAUAAAAAUAUAAACAAAAAUGCAUCAUACGAUACAGAUGGAAACUUAUUGACAUUUUUCUUCGAUUGUAAUUUUAGAACUUUUGAGAAGAGUAAAAUUAAAUUAAGUCAAUUAACCCCCCAACAGUUGAACUUGAAAAAUUCUUCACUAAAAAGCUAACUCAACGUAAAACAUUAUUAACAAAUCUACGAAGUGACCACAUCACACCACAAUCAUCGUCGUCGUGAUAAAAUUGAAAAGAAAAAAUCAGCUGCGGUGUCGUCAUCGGUCGGACUCGGAUCGGAACUAGGUAAAAGUAUUUGAGGAAAAACUUUUAUUUUUUAUUCUCUACUUAUGCUAUGCAUCGAUAAAUUCAGUGGCACCACAGACACAGAGCAAGUCUAUUUCAAUCGUAUUUUGCAUUUGCAGUUGGUUUUCGCUGCUUCGACUUCGGUGUUCGGUGUAAGGUGUUACGUGUUUUACAAAACACCUUCGUCGCGUCGUCGGUCGUCGGUUUUGUGAGGUUUCAUUUUUGCCUAAAACUAAAACUAACAUUUUUAAGUGUUUCUCUAUUUUGGGUUACCUAUAUUUUGUAUUGAAUUCUUACACUUUCUCAUUUGCCGUUUAAAGAACUUUUUUAACUAAACAAAAACAAAUAACAAACGACAUAAUGAAUGAUACGGAACAUCCUGCUGCUGCGCCCAUCAACUCGAUCAAUCAAAACUAUCCUUCGACAAGUCGUAACUAUGAUGGCGAUGAAGAAUGUCUUACUGGUUUGAUGAAAGAGGACCCACACCACUUAUUGCGGACAACUGAUUCGCAGGAUGGAACUUGGUCAUCGGCCGGGCUAAAUCCAUUUGUGCAUCGAAUUGAAAUUGAUGACACCUUCGAAUUGGCCAAGAUUUACACAUUAUCGGUUAUACUUCUUCCAUUUCGAGUAAUUGGAACUGUCCUCUCACUACUGACAGCAUGGGUGUUUGCCUAUAUAACACUUUAUGGAUUAUCAUUGGACGAUCUUAGAAAUAAACCACUAACAGGUUGGAGAAGAGUAACACAAAAAAUUGUUGCAAACACUAUGCGAUUAGUCUACGCUUCAAGUUCAUUCCAUUAUAUAAAAUUCAUUGGCAAGCAGGCAUCACAAAAAGAAGCACCAAUUCUUGUGGUAGCACCUCAUUCAUCUUAUGUUGAUUCUAUUAUUGUUGUUGUUACAGGGCCAACAUCAAUUGUAGCCAAAAAAGAAACUUCUGAAACUCCAAUAUUGGGCAGAAUAAUUAACUGUGCCCAACCGAUUUAUGUUGCACGAGAAGAUCCAAAUUCAAGACAAACAACAAUUCGAGAAAUUAUUUCACGCUGCACAUCGAGUGAAGACUGGCAACAGGUCGUAAUAUUUGCCGAAGGAACAUGUACAAAUCGGUCAGCAUUGAUAAAAUUCAAACCUGGUGCCUUCUAUCCUGGAGUACCAGUCCAACCAGUAUUGCUAAAAUAUCCAAACAAAUAUGACACCUACACAUGGACUUGGGAUGGACCUGGGUUGCUUAAACUACUCUGGUUGACAAUGGCAAAGAUUUACAGCCGAUGUGAAAUCGAAUUUCUGCCAGUUUACACACCCAAUGAAGAAGAAAAGGCAAAUCCCAAACUAUUCGCUGAAAAUGUUCAAACUGUUAUGGCUAAAGCUUUGGGUGUUCCUGUUUCAGAUUAUUCAUUUGAAGACUGUGUUAUGAUGAAUCGUGCCAAAUUAAUGAAAAUUCCAUUCCCAGGAGAUAUAGUUCAAAUUGAAAGAUGUUUACAUGGAUUGGGAAUACUUUACGGAGACAAAUACAAAGAACUAGCGUCUAAGUAUUGCUGCUUACCUGGUGAUGAUAAUAUUGACUUGAUCACUUUAGAAGAUCUACUAAGCAUUGAUUCAAAUAAUAAAAUCCUUUCUGAAUUAUUUAAAAUUCUAGACCACCACAAGGCAGAAACGAUUAGCUUAAGAAGUUUUCUCUUAUGCUUAUUUUACUGUCAAAUUAGAGAUGAAAGACUUAUUGAGUUCCUUAGCAUUAUUGUUAACUUAUAUACACCAUCUAGUCAGAGUAUAUCAAGAGAAUGUUUGAGAAAAAUUGUACGACACUGUGGAAAAUUAACGGAAGAGAAAAUUGAUGCUUUGUUUUUCAGCAUUGAUCAUACGAACAAAGGAACGAUAUCUUUUGAUGAUUUCAAGGACUAUACCCAAGACCAACCAAAGUAUGCAUUUCUCUACAAAAAACAAGAGCAUAUAAGAAGAUCAUGGACGUAAAUAAUAAAAUACAAAUAUUUUUAUUUUGUAAAACAAAAACUUUUGAGAUUAAGCGCUUGGCACUUUUAAAACAAAUAUAAUAAAUGUUAUGUUGUUAGGAGUUAUUGAAUUGUGAAUUUUGCAAAUACGAAUUUAUCAAUGGCUUUGUUAUAAAAUUAGUCUGUCUUUUUUUUUUCAUUUUAAAUUAUUUAAUAGUUAUUUAAUAACAUUUUAGAAAAAAAUGUUUGCAAACAAAUUUGAUUAAAAACUGUAGAACAGUUAAUUAUAGUGAUAACGAAAAUGGAUAAAAAGAAGGCUCUUAACAUUCAAAUGAAAACUAAAAUUAUAAGUAAAGAAUGUAGUUAUUCUAAAAAAACGUUUUAUUUUUAGAAAAAAAUGUUAGCCAACAGAAAAAUAAAAAUGUUGAAAAAUUAACCAAUAAACCAAAGAGUUUCAAAUUGGAAACAGAAUUAAAAAAAAAUCUUAGAAGCAAAGAGUAUUAUUUAAAUAAUAGAAAUGAUGUUCGAGACAUGCGAAUUUGUUCAUGAAGGCUUUUUAAUAUUUCUGCUAUUAGAAAUUCUUGGGACUUUUGAUUUUUUUUAAAUAACUGUUCGUUUGUCUCGAGUCUCAUCCUUAAAAGAUAUAUAGUGAAGUGACCUUGAAAAACUCUUUUUUAUUUAUUUGUUAUUGUGUCAUAUUUAAUUGAAAUGAAAAAUUGUUUUUAAUUUAGUUACCAAAUCAAAUCUUUAAAAGUUAAGGGCUUGUACAAGAAGUAAAUGGAGAAUG
Molecule: messenger RNA, 3039 nt
Organism: Eupeodes corollae
Lineage: Eukaryota; Metazoa; Arthropoda; Insecta; Diptera; Syrphidae
Gene: LPCAT
Product: lysophosphatidylcholine acyltransferase
Exons: 12
Coding region: 670-2274 (534 amino acids)
Molecular function (GO): calcium ion binding
Source: RefSeq, a predicted model, not a curated record